CCACCCCAUUGUUGAGGGUCAUUAUGGUCUUCUGGCCCACCUGAGAGAUGCUUCCUGAAGGUGUGGCUUGCUGCAAAACUGACUGGGGAUCAGAUUCAGAGCUGGGCUGAAGGAUUCAGGUCAGAACUUUUAAUGUUGGUGUCUCCUUUUCCUCCUCCCUGAUACUCUCAUAGUCUUUGUCCUCACAGUGUGUCUUUCAUCCUUGUUAUUCGUCUUGUGUCCUGUUAGUGGACGAGUUGUGUUGGGUGGAUGUUGUUAGGUCUGAAAUUGAUCAUCGGUUGCUGUUUGUGUUCACACUUUAGUGAACAUCUGUGUAAAAGCUGUGCAUGUUAGAUUCUGUUCAAAAUAGUUGACACCCACCACGUCUGAUGCAGCCAGGACCAAACUGUGCUGCUGACACGUGAAGCUGACAUAAACCAUCACAGCAACAUUAGCUUUACAUCACGCGACUAUUUCAGCAGGAAUACUAACACGUUCCUGUUGGACUCGAGCCCUGGACGAUGAGCCCUAGCUUUAUUUAUCCACGUAGAAGAAAAUUCCAUUAAAUGAAACUGAGGGUGGUAUACGGUUAAAGUGCUGGGAGUCGUUCUGUGGCUCCGCCCCCUAGCGCUACCUGAGCUCCUCGCUCAACUGUCAGUACAGGUAAGGAGUCCGUGGAGAGAGGCAGACGGUGGGAAGCUCAAGUCGGCCAUGGCGGAGUCCCAGCUGGUGUGCAUGGACAACGAGCACGUUAACGAGAAGGUUCCGGAGUCCAGACCGGAGUUCUACUACAGCGAGGAGCAGCGGGCCGCUCUGGAGCAGCUGCUGCGGAACGGAGACGGAGCCUUCAAGAUGCGCCUCCAGCAGGACAACAUCAAGGACUUCCUCAGCGCCAGGGAGGUCAAGUCCAUCCGGAAAACCUUCCAGGAGUACGACACGGACAGCGACUCGGAGUCGGGAGAGCAGGAGAAACCCAGGGAGGCCUCCAGCGCGGACUCCGGGGUCCACUCCACCUACUGGCCUCAGAUGUCCGAUGCUGAGGUCCCCUCUCUGGACAUCGGCUGGCCCGCCAGCAGCGGCGUGUACAAGGGGGUGACCCGGGUGUCGGUGUACACCCACCCCCCCAAAGAGCCGGGGCCGCACAUCAAGGAGGUGGUCCGGAGACUCAUCCAGGGAUCUCACAAGGUGGUGGCCAUCGUCAUGGACCUCCUGACCGACCAGCAGAUCCUCCAAGACCUGCUGGAUGCCUCGUCGCGCCGCGGAGUGGCUGUCUACGUUGUGCUAGAGGCCCGGGGAAUUCCUCACUUCCUGGAUAUGUGCUCCCGGCUGCAGAUUAACGGCAUGCAUCUGCGGAACCUGCGUGUGCGGACGGUGAGAGGUGCCGGGCUCGCCCUCUCCUUUGGAAAGCUGCCUGGUUCCAUGUGCUCCAAAUACAUGCUGGUGGAUGGAGAAAAGGUCAUGUUCGGGUCCUACAGCUUCACUUGGAGUUCUUCUCGUCUGGACCGGAACACGAUCACGGUGAUGUCUGGUCAGACUGUGGACUUCUUUGACAGCGACUUCAGGGAGUUGUACGCUGUGUCUGAUCAGGUCGACCUCUAUCGGGAGUUCAGCAUCACCAAGCCGCCCCUUCCUACUCCAGUUCUGAAGCCAAAGGUGGAGCACAUCCGGCCUUUGCCCGUCUCUAUGUCCCGCUUCCAGGUAUCAGUUGGGGAUUCCAAACAAAUAGACCUGAAGGUACCUGCACACAAGUACCACAAUCCAAAGUAUUCUCUGGUGUUUGGGAAUAGUAUGGGCCUGACGGGCUCCUUACAGGAUCUUUCAACUCAUAAGGACUCAAUGCUGAAUGGGAUAAAUGAGAGAAAUGGCUUCCAGAACAGCUUUCUACAUACCAACAAAGAGAAGGCGGAGCGGGUCUCCCCUUCAAGUCCAGUUUUUUCUGCAGAGCAGGAGGAUGAGGAGGGGAAAGGAGGCCAGAAGAAGAACCAGGCAGGUGGCUUAAAGAGACAGCGCAGCUCCUUCAGGCACUUCCUGAAAGGCAGAGGAGCCAACCACAACACAGAAACUAUAGAGGAGGGCGUGGCCACUCCUCAGAGCCCCACCCCCACUUGUAAAAUGCCCGAGACCAAAGGCAUUACAGGAACUGACCUGGAGGACUCGUUUGAGAAACCAGGACCACUGAAAUCCAAACCCAGGAAACCGUCCAAGCUCCUUCAGAAAAGCGUCUCUCUGCAGACCAUCAACCUGGGAGACGAGGAUGGAGUAAGAAGUCGCCGGCGGCAAUCAAAGAAAAACUGCAUCCAGUCCUGAGAUUACCACACAGAAUCUCUCAUGUUUACUCAAACAGCUGAUUGUAACCUGCUGAUGUCAUUAAUGAGUCAGCUGACCUUGAGCAGCAGUGUGUUUUUGUGAAAAAGCCGUAUGUGGAUCUAAACCUUGCAGCCAAACAUUGUGACAGCUGAGAUUUUACUGCCAAUGUUUUCAUUUUCUAGGUUUUGUAUUAAAUUAUUUGACUGUUGACUGUUUUUCUACCUUAUGUUAUGAACCCAAGCAGCAGACAGGUGUGUUACAUCAUCACAGGCCUUUUAGUGUGGUUACUAUGGGAACAGGAAAAGUGAUCAGUUGUGUCCCUGAGUGUCGCCUUACAGAGGAGCUCUGAGUGUGUUUAAUAGGCUGUGAAUAAUCGAUGAGAAGUGUGUGUGUACUCACACACAUACACACACGUGUUUGAUGGAACAGAAACUGAAGAAAUUACUUUUGUUUUUGGGAUUAAAACUCAGAUUAAUGAUAUUGGACGAAAACAAGUGAGACUUUUACGAACAUGUUGCAGGAACUGGUUCGUGAGACGCGUUUGUUUCUAAUCUGCUUGUUUUUAUUUUUGUUUCUGUGACAAAAGGCAUCUACAUCCUCGAGAGUGGUAAUUUAAUUAAUUGAGUGUUAAUUGAACUGAAUGUCUUUAACACCUUAAUGGGAUUCUAACACUGAACUUAAACACCAUUUCUGUAGAAUCACAUUUAUUUACUCUGUCUGUUUGCAUCAGUCUGAAGAAUAAAAGGAAAUAAUUUUGUUUAUUUAAAUGUGUUUGCAUAGAACUUUUUAAAAUACCUUUCUCUGUCUUCUGGUUGCCUGUUUAAAAACACACAUUUUGAAUCAUUUUUUAAGUAUUUCUUUUAAAAGCAAAGUUGGUUAUUUUUUAAUUGUUUUUUUAGACAACAACAGGAUGAAAUCCCCACUUUGUGAACAUUCAGACUGGGAAUAAUUCAAUAAAUAAUCGUUUCUCUGUG
Messenger RNA from Nothobranchius furzeri (turquoise killifish), 3260 nucleotides. It is a transcript of the gene sack1fa, whose product is annotated as family with sequence similarity 83 member Fa. The record is from RefSeq and is a predicted model, not a curated record. Gene Ontology annotation, molecular function: protein kinase binding. Gene Ontology annotation, biological process: signal transduction. NCBI's taxonomy places the organism in Eukaryota, Metazoa, Chordata, Actinopteri, Cyprinodontiformes, Nothobranchiidae.